GCGCCGCCGCUGGUGGCGCGUGAGUCAGUGCGGGAACCGAUGAGCAGUCUGCGCACACUGGCAGCCCGCAGUGGCUGCACGCUACAUGCUCCUAGAUAAACUGUAAAGUGAAAUAAGUGUAUCAGUUAUCAUUAACAAAAGGCAACAUGGCGUCGCUUCGACGCUUCAUCUCAGCGCUGGUGUUCAUUGGAGUAGCUACAUACUGUAAUGCAGGACCAUUGGGACCCCUGCCAAAUGUGACAAGCGCGGACUUUGGAUUAAAAGAAGGCGGGUGCACGGUGGGCGACGUGGUGUACGGGCCGGGCGAGGAGUUCCCGGGCGCAGCGGCGUGCGAGCGCUGCCGCUGCGCGGGCGGCGCCGUCAGUUGCGCGCGCGCACGCUGCGAGCCGCGCCCCGGCUGCAAGGCGCUGCACCGCCCCGACCAUUGCUGCCCCACCUAUCAGUGCGAGUGCGAGCAGGAGGGCCGAGUGUAUGGCAACGGCGAGAAGCUGGUGGAUCCGCAGGACCCGUGCCGCGUGUGCUACUGCCAGGGCGGGGAGGUGGUGUGCCGGCGCAUCGCCUGCUUCGUGCGCGACGACUGCUCGCCGCGGCUCGUGCCCGGCCGCUGCUGCCCCGAGUACGACAACUGCCCGCUCAGAGGUGUGACGACGGUCCCGGGCGUGUCGCCCGGCGUGUCCACGGCGGAGCAGAUCGCCAGCAGCGCUGCGCCCGCGCCACCCAAGGAGAACAUCAAGCAGGAGAUCACCAUCAAGGAGAUCACGCCCGUCUCCGAGAUUCCCAUUAUCACUGAUGUUAAAAUCAAAGAAAUCCUUCCAUCGCCCGGCAUCGAGGUCCCUGACUACUCCUCGUCCAAGUCCCCUCUCAUAGUACGCGAGGCCACCUCUGAAACCAUCGUAACUAGCAAUGUUGACUCCAGGACGGAAGCGUCUGUCAUCGUCGAGGUGCCAUCUGCAUCUCCGGUCGCAGAACUUUCGACGUCCUCGGAAGCGCCAACCAAAUCGAGUGAAGCUAGUACCGAAAUAAAAUCGACGAACGACUCGCCGCCAUCCAAAAUUAGUCUUUCAACGCAAGACUCUAUCAACAGUGACAUCUACCCCUCGUUGAUGACAAGCGUAGCUACAAUGGGGGUUCCGUCUGUCAUCCAUGACACGGCUCCUGCAAAGCUUAUUACUAAAGCUCCGGUAAUCGAAGAAGAAGACACACUGUUUGACCACAACCCCGCGUUCCCGCCGCAGCCGGACGACUUGUCCGUGCUCAGCAAUCACGAAGACGAAAUAGUUCCCGAACAAGUCGUCGAUAACGAACACGUGCCGGUAGUGCACGAGACGGCGACCACCACCACGACCACGUUCACCACGAGCGCGCCCACGACCACGCAGCCUGUCCUUAGAGAAACUUCACCUGUUUAUGUUUCGAAGGAUAGCACUGAAAGUACAUCCGCACCAACAGUCACUUCACAAGACGUCAGUACCACAAAUGCUAUUAGUACUGCAAGCCCGACCAGUGAAGUAAGUACCGCCAAAUUUCAAUCUUCAGUCGGAAAGGAAAUAACAAAUUUUAAAGACAGUCCAAUGCUCAACUUACGGUCUGCCAUUCCAACUGAAAUAUUAAAUGUUCCAUCAUCCGUACCAGAGGAAAUUACCGGUGAGUUGGACGAUAUUUCUGAAACUACUACUGUUGCAGCAGACAAAUUACCAUUGACGGUUUCUGAAAAUGAAGUGACACUGAGUGAGAAAACUACGAAAGGACCAGAGUUAAUUGUAGAGAUGACGGUGAGUGCUAGUUCUACUGCAACAGAUGCUGAAGUCACGACCUACAGGGCUCCUGAAAUAGUGGUGUUCCCCUCGAGCACACAAACAGCGCAUGAACAGGCCACCACUGCUGAAGUUAAAUCAAAUAUAGUAACUGAAAUUACCGCACAAACCGAGUUCAGUUCAUUACCGAUCGAAACUAGUGACCAGAAUCCACAUGAAAAUUCCGAAAUUAUUGAAAAGGAUAAACCCGUCACGACCACGUCCGACCCGUCUUCGACGGAACUUGCUACAACUAAAAUAUCGACUCCUUUAGAAUCUGAAAUUAUCACAGUUUCUCGAGCGGAUCCGUCUGGCACAGACAGCCAAUCUUUCGAGAAUAUAGAAACGACGGAAUUCGUUCUUACACCCUUCGGAUCGUCAGAAAGCGCUACGGACGCGGUGGAGUUAAUAAAAAUAUCCGUAAAUCCCAGUCAAAGCGCUGCUAUCAUCGAGCCCGCGCAACCUAAGAAAAAUAACGUACUGACCGACCUCAUCAACCUGGUCGGUGACGUGGCAUCCAUCGGUGACCACACGGACUUGCCCGAGACACCACGCGCCGCAACCGCCGCCCCCGUAGCCCCCGCCGACUCCACAGCAUCCGCCAGCAUCGGAAUCUCCGACUCUGAGGAAUUGAUCCCUGUCAACGCAGGCUACAAGAGCAAAAACAAUAACUGGAACCUUAACUCGAUCACAGAAGUUCCGUCGAAAAAGGGUUCCACAGGAAACAAACAGAAGGUGGUCGAGAUCGAGGACGAGGAAGCGGACGGACUGACGGACUCGCCACCGCCCAAUGACAAGGUGGAGCCGACUACGCGGCGGCCCAUCAUCGACAACGUGUCCGACGACAUGCGGCCCGGCAAUAACUCGGACAAGAAGGACAUAGAGAUCAUUACCAAAUCCUACGUGCCAACCAUCAACAGGCGGCCCACGAAAGUGGUGAUGAAGAAGAGUAAUGAGAAUCCGCCGACAGAUGUGACGUCCACGGACGUAGCCACGACGAUGGAGGACAGCGUCGGCGGCAGCGAGGGCACCACUGCGACGCGCGGUGACGUCAGCACGCCGCGCGCGCCCGCCGACACCACCACGCCGGCGCCGGCGCCGACCACUAGCGCACCUCAACAUUGAAGUUUUCCCAUGAAAUCAAUGGAACCUCAGCUUAUCAGCAUUUCUUAGGAAAUAAGUUUCGAGUAAGUUUCUUGAAACUACAAUUUAAUUAUAGAGACUAUUAGGAAGAUAAUUGUAUAAAACCUUGUCGAAAGGAUAAAUUAUUAAUUGUCAAUUGUAGUCCGUCGCGAGAACAAUUUUCGUGGCCGCGGAGUACUAGGUAGUUUCGUUGUAAGUAGGCGACCGGAUCCUUCGGUCGAAUUAUGUGUACUAGCUGGACAAAUUAUUUAUAAUACAAAAUAGUUAUAGAGAUCGAGGGCCGCGCGAGCGUGGCCCGCAAUGUGUCAAAUUACGGAGGAAGUAAUUAGCGUAGAGUCGGUGUCGAUAGACUUAAGUUAUUUAUUGCUAGUGAGAGCGGAGGGAGUGAUAGUAAGCAACCGAGCUAGUCACCCGCGGCGGAGGCGCCGCGUUGCCAUUGCUGCUGCCUGCCGCGACGGCCGCCGAGCGCACGUGACGAGCGAGCAGCGCCGGCGCCGCAUGUGAGCAUCCAUAGAUUUAGUUCCUGUAGGUCUCCGUUUGAACAAACUUGGAGCCGGUGACUCGCCGCCCGCGAGCGCGUUGUACGUACGAAUGUAACAAAAUUUGGUACAAAUCGAAUUUGAUAUUAUAGAGUUAACGACCUUAUGAUACCUUUAUAAUUAAGAUCUAAGUAGUUGGUUUAGAAAGUAAAUGUGAUCGCACACACUUUAAUUUAUUGCACCUAGUGGCGGUGUCGCGAGGAAGGCUCAACCUAGUGUAAGUGUAACCUAACUUAUUGUGCGCCUGCCCAGUCCCGCACGGGCCGCCCGUGGUGCCCGCCGGGGGCGGCGCGGGCGCAGGCGCGCUGCGGCUUCUUGCUCCGGAAGACCGAGUCUUUUCCCGGGCAAUAAGCGCAUGUGCUCACUGUAUUAUUUUAUUAUUUUUGUUUUUUUUUUUUUACAAAUAAAUAAAUGAAAUUAGA
Pectinophora gossypiella (pink bollworm) is the source of this 3897-nucleotide messenger RNA. RefSeq lists its product as uncharacterized. The coding region runs from base 147 to 2918 and encodes 923 amino acids. Lineage: Eukaryota; Metazoa; Arthropoda; Insecta; Lepidoptera; Gelechiidae. The transcript is spliced from 6 exons. The record is from RefSeq and is a predicted model, not a curated record. Gene Ontology annotation, molecular function: protein binding.